UGUCUCGAAUCCAAGAGCUUCUUCAUCAUCAUUGUGCUUCAGAGUUACCAAUAGCAUCAUCACCGCGUGAUUCUUUCUCCUGCAGAAUUAAAAUAAUUUAAUUUAAUCAAACGGUCCCAUCCCAUUUUCCAAAGGGUGUUUAAAAGUCUCAACCAAGUCCAUUUUCUUUGGCGGUUGCGGUUUCAACUUCGAUUUUCCUCUGACUCUGUCAAAACGUGAACCCAGUCGUGGGUUUUUAUAAAGCCACAGGUAAUGUUCCUUUCUUUGUUUUUCUUUUGGAGAAGAUAUCAUUAUAGUUAUUAGCACAAGAAUCUUUGUUUUUCUAAGUUCUCAGAUCAAAGCCCUGUUGACGAUUCGGAAUUGCUUGCUUUUUGUUUCAGAGUUAGUUUCUAUUUGAUUAUGUUGGGGGAUUUCCUUACAAGGUGUCUUAUAUUGCUUCUGGGGUAUGCAUAUCCUGGAUUUGAAUGCUACAAAACUGUGGAGAAGAACAGGGUUGACAACGAGGAACUUCGAUUCUGGUGCCAAUACUGGAUCAUUGUUGCAAUGUUUACUGUGCUGGAAAAACUUGCAGAUGUAGUUGUUGGAUGGUUUCCAUUGUACGAUGAGUUGAAGCUUGCACUUUUUAUCUACCUAUGGUAUCCUAAGACUAAGGGAACGGGAUAUGUGUAUAAUUUUGUGUUGCGGCCUUAUGUGUCAAGACAUGAAAACGACAUUGACAAAACAUUUCAAGAAUGGAGAGUUAGGGCAUGGAAUUUGGCCAUUUUUUACUGGAAAAACUGCACUGAAUUGGGGCAAACUGCAUUUUGGCAGGUUCUCGACUACUUGGCUGGCCAAUCGGCUAAAUUUUCCGGCAAACCCGACACUAAAAAGAAUAAGAAAAGGGGUAAUGAGAUUGCAGCUCCAAGUGCACCACCAUUGCCUUCAUUGCGUGAGGCUCUAUUUGAAAACGGCAACAUGAAUGGCUCAGGUUCAGGGCACAGCAAAUUAACGCGCCGUAAUGUUUCGGACGCGCCCAAUGCCAGGCCAGUGAAUUUCCAUUUAGAUCCCCAAACGGGUUUCUUGCAUGAGGAGGAGCCAUGGGGGCCUGAAGAAAAUGACAAACCCGGUGGAGUCUUCGAGAAGCUACGACGCUUGCGUAAGAGUUAGACCCUAAAAAAAGCCAACACUAGGGAAUAUUACAGAAGCUUCAAACGAAAACUGGGAAGGGUAAGCCCAAAAAGCCCAUCAGUCUAGAACUGUAACCCCGUGUACAUACCUCACUCACAUUAAGCCCAGCACAAAGGGAAAUUGGAAUUAACAACUUAUAGCAUUCACAUUCAUGUAAUGUCUCGUUGUAACAUAUGUACUGAAUAGAUUGUUUCUUCUUUUCUUUCUUU
Molecule: messenger RNA, 1376 nt
Organism: Arachis stenosperma
Lineage: Eukaryota; Viridiplantae; Streptophyta; Magnoliopsida; Fabales; Fabaceae
Product: putative HVA22-like protein g
Exons: 6
Coding region: 400-1146 (248 amino acids)
Source: RefSeq, a predicted model, not a curated record